AUAUACAAGGACCAGGAUUUCAAAAUAAAACAGGAAAUGCAAAAUUCAAGAGAGCAAAACAAGAGUAAUACGAUUUCAAAACAAGACUGAAAAUGCAAAGCAAACCCAGGAACAGAAACACAAGUAACAGGAUUAUAAACUAAACCCAGAAAUACUAACCAAAACCUCAAGAAUCAAAACAAGAGUAUGCGACUACAAACUCAAACAGGAGCCUACUACAAAAUUCUAAACAAGAAAAACACAGUGUGAUCUGACUUUCAACUUAAAGAGCAGGAAGUAUUGAACAGCAACAAAAAGAAACCAAAACCAGAGUCCACAGAAAGUCCAUAACAAUUUUAAAAGAAAUCAAAAAAGAAGUCUAAACUUCCCCAGGGCUGAUCAUGCCCAAGGACUCCAACAGUCCAACAUAAUCCAAGUUAAAUCUGUCCACUAGGAGUGCAAAACUAGUUCAAAACAUUCCAAAAGGGGUUAAACACAGCAACCCUCAGGGCUGAUCAUAACACCCUCCUGUUUCAGGCACAGACUAUUACUUGCUUUGAAAACACAGAAAUAUCCUGCUUGCUUAGAUGAUAACCGAUGCUGCUGAUUGGCAUUAAAAUUAACAUGGCUCACAGGCAGUCUUUAUGACUGAAUUGGUUUGAUUGAUUAAUUACGUAAGCUGCCUGCAAUUGCACAGUGUAAUGAUAGAUGGUUGAUAAAUUAUAAAUAGAGCUUCAGCUCAUGACACAUUGUUUACUGAGUCCACUUGAGCUGUUAAGAUAAACCUCAUUUCCUUUGUUUUUCUGUGUAUGUUCUAAAGGUGGUGGGUUUUGGUCAAAACACCCACCAUCAGAAAGGCAUACCCACAAACUCCUGUGUGAAGAGGAGAAAGGGGUGUGUGUCUGUGCACACGUGCGUGUGUGCAGUUUUGGUACUUUGUGGCAUGUAUAUAUAAGUGUUGGAAACCUAUUGACAACUCAUUGUUCUUUGAAACCUGAUGAUCAGACACCUCCUCUGGUGAGUUGAUGCAUCAUAUUUUUAGUAUAAAAAAGAAUUUACCAUGCUCUUUUUAAACACUUUUUUCUAGAUCAGCUAAUAUUAAAUUUACUGUACAGACAUAGAAUGUGUACCUGUAUAAGUACAUCAUCACUGAUGUCACAUGUCUUCUCUGUAUGUCUUCUGUCUGUGUAAAGUCAGUAGCUGUUUGUCUGACUGCAGUGAUGAAGAGUACUGUGCUCAUUUUUGCUCCUCUGUGUUGGCUCCUUUGUUGGAUUCUUCCAGUUGGCUCCAAGAUGAUCAGCUUCACUUCAAGAGAUACCAACAAGGCCACCACUAUCCCGCUGAACAUGGCUGAAGAUGCUGUUGAUGACAUGUACUCUGGCUGCAUUAAAAAGAUGACAACAAAAGUCAAAGUCAAAUACUUUAGAAAAGAGAACAAGGGAUUAUUUAAAAAUGUUUGGAAAAAGGCUGAACAGUGUGCAACAGAUAGAUUUAAACAAAAAAAUAAAGAAGAUGUGGCUUUAACUAAGAAUCACAUGCAAGCAAUCUGCGUUUAUACAUCUGAGGCUGACAAGUUUUAUGAGACCUUCAAUGGUGCAGUCCGGACAAAUGGAAAAAACUAUGGCACCUCCUUUCAAUACCACUCCCUACAUUUCUGGCUGACAACUGCUAUUCAGAACCUCAGGGCAAAACAAGGCUGUCACAUCACCUACCGCAGAAGCAAAGCUGAGUUCACUGGGGAAGUCAAACAGAUAAUUCGGUUUGGUUCUUUUACCUCCACCUCUUUAAAAUCAAACCUGACAUCCUUUGGUCAUGAGACCUGCUUUAAAAUUUUGACCUGUACAGGUGCUUUCUUGAAGAAUUAUUCGUACUAUAAAGACAAGGAGAAAGAAGUGCUCAUUCCUCCUUAUGAGAAGUUCAAGAUAAUUAAGACAGUAAAGGAUAAAUCUGUAGAAGAACUGAAAGACUGUAAGAAAGUGUAUAUCCUAGAGAGUACAGGAGUCCAGAGCAAUCUAAAUUGCUAUGCUGUGAAAUAUAAAAAGGACCAGUCAUUCUUCUUCAACUGGUGGAGCAAAGUGAGAAUUUAAUCUUGUUCAGUAAAUGACGUGCACAUACUCCUUCUAAAAUCCAACUUUAUUCCAAUAUUUCUUUGCAUUCUCCUCAAACCUAACCCCUUCCAUACUUACCCAUCAUGUUGAUCAAUGACAUGAGCAGCAACUUUGUAGAAUUUCUAAAAGGCAUUUAUGUUGUAUUUUUGCGUUUACCAGCAUUUCAAUGUGCAACAAGUAUUUUGUUUUGAAAGAUGUAUUCUGAAAAAAAAAAUCAAUAAAUUUGUCAAAUAGCAAAAA
Toxotes jaculatrix (banded archerfish) is the source of this 2327-nucleotide messenger RNA. RefSeq names its product ecto-ADP-ribosyltransferase 4-like. The coding region runs from base 1152 to 2066 and encodes 304 amino acids. Lineage: Eukaryota; Metazoa; Chordata; Actinopteri; Toxotidae. The record is from RefSeq and is a predicted model, not a curated record. The transcript is spliced from 2 exons. Gene Ontology annotation, molecular function: NAD+ poly-ADP-ribosyltransferase activity; NAD+-protein-arginine ADP-ribosyltransferase activity.